UGACAACGAUAAACUGUCAGCCUAAACCAGCUCCUCCUGGCUUGUCGCAACCGGUUAAAACGGAGCUCAACCAAAAAGUCUGGAAUUGAUCCUCAGUUCUUUCUCGUCUGAGAGGUCAUUCCUUGCUGCUGGUUCCACGGUAGCACGAGCCACAGGUGACGUACCUCACUCGCCACACUAUUGCCACAUCAAGUAUAAGAGACUCGUUUAUAUUCAUCGCGACAACUACAAGUCUCAUCAAAAGCUUCAAAAGACACAAUUUUUAUACGUUUCGAGACUUCUUUUCUCUUCUGGCCCACCACACAACACUAAGCCUUCGCAAUCAAACAUCAUGGGUCUCCCCGCUUUUUCAGAGCCAGCAACAACCACUUCUCCUCAAACCCCGCAACAAGAACAGAAUCACAGCACUGGCGUUGCUACCGGUGCAGGCGCAAACACUGGUGCAGGCGUAACAAGGCCCAAGACUGAAGAGGAGAAAGAGGCCGAUCGACUUUAUGAGGAGGCGAUGGAGGAGGAGUAUGCUAAGCGUGAUGGAGGUGCCUAAGCAUACAACUCGAGCAUGACUCGAGGUCCAGAUUUACGACCUGAAGUCAAUUGACGAGAAAUGAUAGCUAUACGGAUGAUAUUCUCAACUCUGAACCGAAUUGAAUAAUACAAGUUUCGAUAUAACCCUAUGGUUCGCC
Messenger RNA from Fusarium odoratissimum NRRL 54006, 683 nucleotides. RefSeq lists its product as uncharacterized. The coding region runs from base 332 to 544 and encodes 70 amino acids. Lineage: Eukaryota; Fungi; Ascomycota; Sordariomycetes; Hypocreales; Nectriaceae. The transcript has a single exon. The record is from RefSeq and is a predicted model, not a curated record.